Arabis nemorensis is the source of this 876-nucleotide messenger RNA. The record is from the annotation of a GenBank genome assembly. NCBI's taxonomy places the organism in Eukaryota, Viridiplantae, Streptophyta, Magnoliopsida, Brassicales, Brassicaceae.
AUGUCUAGCUUGGGCAAGAUUAAGAAAGAAGCUUGUGUUCAUGGUUAUGAGUCUGUCUGGUUGAAUCGUUGGACCAGGAGAGGCCGUGGAUUCGAGUUACAGGCUCGUAGUAACCGAGAUGCUGAGUGCUCGACGAAGAUUAAUGGUCAACUAUGGAAGGAAUCAACAGGUUCCAUGAAACUAGAAGGAAAAAUGUUGAGUGGGUUUCUUGAUCUGUUUCCUAAUCCUGAUUCAGCUGUUCAAAGGGUCGAAAUGAUACCUGACAUGAACAAAGAGCCGCCACUUGUUGCGGAGAGAGAAAACUCGAAAGAUGGGGAAGAAGGAGAAUCAAGCAGCUCAGCUACUCAAAGUAGGAAUGUAGAACACUUUCUCAACAACAACAACAAUAAGUCGUUCAAAGAGUCUAAGGGUAUACUGUUGGACCAUGAAACCAACAGUAGAUCACAGGUCAAACGUCUCAAGACAAACACCUCGGACUACUGCGGAAAUGAAACCAAAGGCAUGAAGGUUGUUGAAGGACCAUCACAAGAGAAAGUGAACUACUUCUUCCACAGAAUCUUAAGUUGUGGAAUCAACAAAUCUGGAUCCACAAGAAAUCAAGAACGCUUCCAGUCACGGAUCAAGAACAUUAAAAGGGUAGGCAGAGGAGGAGAAGACGAAGACUUUACGCUUCUGCACCCAUGGAUUCAGAGAUGGUGUAAGAAAAAAGCUAAGGAAACUCAUGAGCAAGAAGUUAACCCAAAGGGCACUGCGUUGGAGAAGCAGUUUCCAAGUAUUGCAGCAAUGGCAUUGAUGGGGAAAGCUCUGAGUUUAACCCCGACUGGUACGAAAAAGACCAACUCCCUCUUCGUUUGGAAUGCGCAAGAGCUAAGGUGA